Messenger RNA from Ectocarpus siliculosus, 2235 nucleotides. Lineage: Eukaryota; Phaeophyceae; Ectocarpales; Ectocarpaceae. The record is from the annotation of a GenBank genome assembly.
UGGGUGCAAGCGCAGCGAGCGACUCGCGGACUCUUUUCCUCUUCCAAACAGCUCCUUCCAAAGCCAAGCUGUUACGUACGUCACGGGCUGUUACAAACAAGUUGUAGCGGACCCUCUCCGUUGUCUGUUGUAACCUUCUGGCCGGAACAGGAACAUCCGAACCAGCACACAGGACACCCACCAUCGCCGGGCACACCGCACACCACACGACACACUGCAUGCCGGUAACGGCGUUAGAAAUGGAGGCUGAACCGACAGCCCUGUCGGACCCCCUGUCGCCGAACCUGGAUCCUUCAUACGUGGAUGGCUUGUUGGUGAACUCUUCUUGUGGAUGGAAAGUUCGGGCGCAAGUUCUACUGCCGUUGGCGCUGGGGAAUGCGGCGGAUGCUGUGGAAAUCGUGAGCGCAGGCUACAUCUUGAGGACCUUCAAACACGAGGACGGGAGCGCUCUCAACAGCACUCAGAAAGAGCUCCUCACAGCCGCAGUCUUCGUGGGGAUGCUCGUCGGAGGAAUUCUGGCGGGAAGCGCUGCAGACCGUCUGGGCAGGCGCAACUGCCUUCUCAUUUCCCUUGCCGUAAACUGCACCUUCGCUUCGAUUUCCGCGGCGGCUCCUUCUGUUGGCUGGUUGAUUGCGGCUAGGGUGUGUGCCGGGCUAGGUAAGCUACGCCGGAGGAAGAUGCAUCGAAUUGGAUCGACUUGUGCCCCUGAUUUGUUGGCGACAGUGGACCACUCGGCAUCAAUCGUAGUGGCCGAGGAGUUGUUCUCCGUGGAAAACGGGCCAGGUUUGGAACAGUUUCUCCGCGCUCUUGCUGAACCAGUUUUGUUUGAUCGGAGAGGCUUCUGGUGCUUGUUUGAGGAGCGGCAACCUCCAGGUGUGGGCGGCUCGAUUCCCGUUGUUUUCACGCUCGGUGCCGAGUUGUUUGCCACUCGGAUUCGAGGCGCGAUGGUGUCUCUCAUCGCAAGCUUCUGGAUGGUCGGCUCGGUGUUUGCGGCAAUCGCCGCGUGGGUAGUGCUCGGCGAUGGUUUUGGUGGGAGGCGGAUCUUCCCAGGAGGCACCUGGCGGCACUACGCAUUGGUUGCAGCCCUGCCAGCAGUAGCAGCCCUGUCACUGACCUUUAUCUUCGUUCCCGAGUCACCGAGGUUUCUCGCUAGAGAAGGCCGAUACGACGAGAUGAGGAUCGUUAUGCAACGGAUGACGAAUGCUCCCGUCCAUCUACCUUCGGGACUAGUCCAACAUAGUUCUACUAGAAGACCCGGCCCCAGCUUCGCAAGUGCAUGGCAAUCCUGGCGGCGCAGCUUGGGCGGCGGGUUGUAUCAAAGCGCAUCAGGGAUUGCUCCAGAUCAGAUUACAGAGACCUCUUCCAUGAUCAACAACCCAGAAGAUGAACUAACCCGUGGCAGCGAAAGCAGCGGUACCAAGGACCAGCGUGACGGGGGCGUGAUGCGAAUCCUUUGUCCGGGGAACGAUGCGAGACUCCAAAGGGCGACGAUCGUGCUGGUCGUCGUGUGGUUCACGUUGAGCUACGGCACGUAUGGGGUAGCCACGUGGAACAACCAGGUCUUCGCCGAUAUCGGGCUGUCCAACCCGUACCUUUGUUCUGUUAUCUACUCUCUCUCCGACCUCCCGGGAAAUGUAGCGUCCAUUUUUUUGGUUGAACAGGUUGGGCGAAAACCGCUUUUGUCUGCGUCAAUGGUGCUUGCUGCGGUUGCGGCAUCAGUUUUCGCUCUAGGAUCUGGAUCUGGAGCAGGGGUGGUAAUUUCUGGGGCUUGCCUUUUCAACGCGUUUAGCACGUGCGGAUGGAACGCCCUAGGUGUCGUUUCGACAGAGGCGUUUCCGACUGCCGCGAGGGUGUCGGGGAUGGGGCUGGUGUCGGCGGCGGGGAGACUGGGUUCGAUUGGGGCACAGUUCGCGAACGGUUCCUUAGAGGGUAACGUUUUCCUUCUGCUCGCCGUGACGAGCGGAUUGACAUUGGUGGGAGGGUUAGCAUCUUUGCUGCUCCCUGGAGAAACGUUAGGGGUGUCUCUCGAUGGCACGACGCCAGAUCGUGCAGUCUCGUAGUCUAGGCUGUACCCUUCGAGUAGGGGGGCCGAGGGGGUUUUGGGGUUUGUGUGGGAAGCGUGGUUCAACUUCUCGCGGUAUUGAAACAAACAGUGCAGAGACAUGCAUGGGUCUCGCGAAUUUGCCAUUAUUGUAGUGUGGCUUGUCUGGUCCUGAACGUGUCAAAUGCGAAUUG